GAGGUGGGAUGCGGUUCAGCUGCAUCAGGGGACAAGUGCAAAGCACAGGACACUGCUAAGAAUAAUCACCGGCACCCGGCCAAGCCGGGGUGCACCAGGAUAGCGGUGACAUUGCAGCCAGCACCCCGUGCCGCAGCCAGGCCAGCAGCAGGCAUGGGGCCGUCCCUGGCGCCAGAGCCGACCAUCCCUGCAGCUCAUGCGUCCCCUCCGGGACCUGCUGGGGCCCGCCCCCCCCCAGGACGGGAGCCCUGAAAUGCAGCCUUGGACCCCGCUGCUGAGCACACAGCAGGAGAGCGCGGGGGUCCCGUCCCCGUCCCCCAGCCGCCCCCCGAACCUGAGGGCUCUGCUUCUGGGAAGCAGGAUGAGGAGCAGAGCAGGGCCAGGCCGUCACCCGUCUGCAUCCGGAGGUGGUGACGCGCCGGCCUCACGUCACCGCCCUGGCAGCCAGGACUGGCUCCCGCCCGCGUGCUGCUGCCGGGUCCCAAAAGCGCAAUGCGGUGAGGGGUACGGAGCCUCCAUUGCCAGCAGAGCGGUGGCCCAGGCCUCUCUCGGCGUCCCCCCCCCGCCCUCAGCGCAGCAGAGGCGCCCCCUGGGCCCAGACACUGGGUCCCGAGCCAUGGCACUGCUCACCCACCUCCUCGCCUGCACCUUUGGCAUGGGCUCCUGGGUGGCCAUCAAUGGACUGUGGGUCGAGCUGCCACUGCUGGUGACGGUGCUGCCGGAGCAGUGGGACCUGCCUUCCUACAUCACCAUCAUCAUCCAGAUGGCCAACGUGGGGCCGCUCUUCGUCAGCCUCAUGCACCACUUUCGGCCUGGCUUGCUGAAGGAGACGGCUGUUAUCUACGUGAUCGUGUCCAUCGGUGUUGCAGCCUGCUUGCUCCUGGCCUUCCUCUGGAACUACACAUCCUACAUCGCCAGGAGGUCCCAUAGCACUGCCUUCCUGGUCCUCACCUUCUUCCUGGCCCUGGUGGACUGCACUUCCUCUGUCACCUUCCUGCCCUUCAUGAUGCAGCUGCAGCCCCAGUACCUGACCACCUUCUUCAUAGGCGAGGGGCUCAGCGGGCUGAUCCCUGCUCUCAUCACCCUGGGCCAGGGCUCCGGCAUCUCCAGCUGCUUCAAUGAGUCCCAUGUAGUCAACACCACCACUGGCAAUGAGACCAUCAUCUACCAGCUGGAGACACGCUACCUCCCAGCCAACUUCUCCACCCUUGUCUUCUUCCUCCUCAUGACUGUGAUGAUGCUGGCUUGCUUGCUGUCCUUCUUCUUCCUCACCAGGCAGCCCAAGAUGUGGGAGCUCUCCCAGCGGCAGCUGUGUCCUGCCAACAUCGUGUUGAGCUCAUUUGACCAGCUCCCUGAUGAGGGAGAUGGCUCGCAGCUGAGUGGAGGCUGCCCAUGUCCAAAGGAUGCCAAGGAGCCUGGGGACAUCCUGACAAAGAAGGUCUCAUACACCCUGGCCAAGCUCACCUUCAUCUACUUCCUCAUCACUUGGGUGAGCACUCUGAUGAACGGGGUCCUGCCAUCUGUGCAGUCCUACUCCUGCCUGCCCUAUGGCAACACCGCCUACCACCUCGCAGCCACGCUCAGCUCCAUGGCCAACCCCCUCGCCUGCAUCGUGGCCAUGUUCCUGCCCAGCAGGUCCUUGGCCCUCCUGGGCAUCCUCACCACGGUGGGGACAGGCUUUGGUGCCUACAACAUGGCCAUCGCGGUGAUGAGCCCCUGCCCAAUCCUCCAGCAGUCCAAGUGGGGCGAUGCCACCAUUGUCCUCUCCUGGGUCCUCUUCACCGGGACGCUCUCCUACGUGAAGGUGAUGGCCGGGGUGAUCCUGCGGGGCCGCAGCCACAACGCGCUGGUGUUGUACGGGGUGGUGGAGCAGGUGGGCUCCCUCCUGGGAGCCCUGAUCAUGUUCCCCCUCGUCAACAUCUACGACUUCUUCGAAUCCGCCGACUACUGCAACCUGCAGUGCCCAGCGUGAGGGGGACAGGCACCCCUGGACAGACCCUCUUGCCAACACGCACCCCCAAAACCAGUGAGGGAAAGGGGGGGGCGCCGGGAAGCAGCGCUGGAACCGGGGCAGCUGCAGGCACGUCUCCCCGCUGGUCUCUGCUGGGUCCC
Messenger RNA from Calidris pugnax (ruff), 2112 nucleotides. It is a transcript of the gene SLC52A3, whose product is annotated as solute carrier family 52 (riboflavin transporter), member 3. Gene Ontology annotation, molecular function: riboflavin transmembrane transporter activity. NCBI's taxonomy places the organism in Eukaryota, Metazoa, Chordata, Aves, Charadriiformes, Scolopacidae. Gene Ontology annotation, biological process: riboflavin transport. The transcript is spliced from 6 exons. Gene Ontology annotation, cellular component: plasma membrane. Bases 197 to 1972 code for a protein of 591 amino acids. The record is from RefSeq and is a predicted model, not a curated record.